UAGCUAGAACCAGUCGACGAUACUUCUGCGUUAGCUGCGACAUUAUCGACGCUUAACUGCUAUACAAUUCUAGGUAGGCAUUCACGCAGAACACGCUGUUGUUUUGAGGUCCCCGGUGACAGUCAUGACCAUUGUAAUUGGGUUUGAAGGGAGUGCCAACAAGAUUGGGGUAGGAAUUGUGAGAGAUGGCACAGUGCUGGCCAAUCCAAGAAGGACAUACAUCACACCUGCAGGCCAAGGUUUCCUGCCCAGUGAGACUGCCAGGCACCAUCGUUCCUGUGUGCUGACUGUUCUGAAGGAGGCCCUGGAGGAAGCUGGCAUCCAGCCAGAGGAUGUCGACUGUGUGGCUUACACGAAAGGUCCCGGAAUGGGUGCCCCUCUAGUUACUGUGGCCAUUGUUGCCCGAACUGUGGCUCAGCUUUGGGGGAAACCUUUACUGGGAGUGAACCACUGCAUUGGGCAUAUUGAAAUGGGGCGACUGGUCACUGGAGCUGCCAACCCGACUGUUCUGUAUGUCAGUGGAGGCAACACCCAGGUCAUUGCCUACUCAAAGCACAGGUACCGCAUCUUUGGAGAAACCAUUGACAUUGCUGUUGGCAACUGUCUGGACCGUUUUGCCAGAGUCCUUAAGAUCUCCAACGAUCCCAGUCCUGGGUAUAACAUUGAGCAAUUGGCUAAGAGGGGAACAAGAUUUGUAGAGCUGCCUUACACUGUGAAGGGAAUGGAUGUGUCCUUCUCUGGGAUUUUAUCAUAUAUUGAGGAUAUGGCUGAGAGGAUGGUUUGUACAGGGGAGUGUAGCCCCGAGGAUCUCUGCUUUUCCUUGCAGGAGGUUGUCUUUUCCAUGCUGGUGGAGAUCACAGAACGGGCCAUGGCACACUGUGGCUCACAGGAAGUUCUUAUUGUAGGUGGUGUUGGCUGCAAUGUGCGUCUUCAAGAGAUGAUGGAAAUCAUGUGCAAGGAAAGGGGUGCCAAGCUGUUUGCCACGGAUGAGAGGUUUUGUAUAGAUAAUGGAGCCAUGAUAGCACAAGCAGGAUGGGAAAUGUUUCGUUCAGGCCAGACCACUGCUCUGGAGGACUCGUGGGUGACACAAAGGUUCCGCACAGAUGAAGUUGAGGUGACGUGGAGAGAUUAGUCAGUACACUAUUUUUUUCUCAUCUUUGUCCAAAUAAAAUACUGCUGCUU
Molecule: messenger RNA, 1182 nt
Organism: Erpetoichthys calabaricus (reedfish)
Lineage: Eukaryota; Metazoa; Chordata; Cladistia; Polypteriformes; Polypteridae
Gene: osgep
Product: O-sialoglycoprotein endopeptidase
Exons: 12
Coding region: 125-1132 (335 amino acids)
Biological process (GO): tRNA threonylcarbamoyladenosine modification
Cellular component (GO): cytoplasm; EKC/KEOPS complex
Source: RefSeq, a predicted model, not a curated record